Sparassis crispa is the source of this 3063-nucleotide messenger RNA. RefSeq lists its product with no specific name. The record is from RefSeq and is a predicted model, not a curated record. NCBI's taxonomy places the organism in Eukaryota, Fungi, Basidiomycota, Agaricomycetes, Polyporales, Sparassidaceae. Bases 1 to 3063 code for a protein of 1020 amino acids. The transcript is spliced from 19 exons.
AUGUCUUCCAACGCUGAAGCUGAGCCAACCUGGCCUAGUACUUCAGGAUCCCUAGGUAAAGGGAACGACAAGCCUGAUAAUCCAGGAAUACCUGCGGCUUCCGGUGCAGUUGAAGCCCAACCGUCAAGCACGCUCAUUGAUAAAGACAAGGAGCAUUGCUGCAAGAUCUGCAAGGCAGAGAAGAAUGGGCGAAAGCUGAUCGUAGCGCUUGACGGGACAUUGAACCAAUUUGGGCGCAAGAACUCCAACGUUGUCGAAAUAUAUGCCCGUAUCGAGAAGGAUGGCCAACAGCUUUCUUACUACAAUAGCGGUAUAGGCACGUAUGCUAACACCGCUCGCAGUACCAUUUGGAAAAGGACGAAGUUGAAGCUGAGCAGUUUGUUUGAUAUGGCGUUCGCUCGGAACUUCGAAAAGAUCGUCCUCGGUGCCUAUCGUUGGCUGUCGGAUACCUACCAACCAGGGGAUCAGAUCUUUCUGUUUGGAUUUUCGCGCGGCGCGUAUCAGGUUCGAGUUCUAGCGGGAAUGAUCGAGCAGGUCGGAUUAAUAUACUCGGGUAACGAGGAGCAGAUUCCGUUUGCAUAUCAGUUAUACGAACAGGCGGAUGACAGUAUGGCAAACCACUUCAAGGAGACCUUCUCUCAUCGUGAAGUUAAAGUACACUUCUUGGGUGUCUGGGACACUGUCUCUUCUGUGGGCGUGUUCGGGCGCAAGAAGGACCUUCCCCGUACGCGGAGUUGCGACCACGUCUGCCAUGUUCGUCAUGCUCUUGCUCUCGAUGAGCGCCGGGUCAAGUUCAAUCCGGAAUUUUUUGAGCCCAGUACUAAGGAUGCUCUACGAGGUCAUCUCUCAUCGAGCGUCGGGCAGUCUCGGAACCUACAAACUGAUCGGAUGAACAGUAGUGAGCGAGAUGGCGUGUACACCCAUUUGAAAGAAGUUUGGUUUGCGGGCUGUCACUCAGAUGUCGGAGGUGGGAACAGACCAAAAGAUAAGCUAUUGAUGGAGGAUAUACCGGCUCUCUGGAUGGCGAACGAAGCACGUACAGCGGGACUCAAGUUCAAGCCUACGAAAGUAGGGUGGAAUAUGGAGCAACUCAAACACGAGACCCCAAUUGAGUCUCUCACCCCAUCCUGGUGGAUUCUCGAACUGCUCCCAUUCCUCCGUCACUCAGAGAGCUUGCCACAUUUGGCGCAAUCGGAAGAUUUGCCGUGGUGGUCAUACGCUCGACUGAUUCAUUGGUUGCACAGGGUAGCCCCUCAUUGCGGUGAACAUCGGUAUAUCAGACCAGACCAGAAGAUACAUGCUUCUGUUACUCUCACGAUAGGAUACACCCCUCGUGCUCGAUUCAUAUUCUCCCGUGACGCUACCUGCACCUGGGAUCGUAUUCUCGGAAAAGACCACAUAAAUGAACUGAGCCAUUUUGAGAAGAGGAUAGAGUUUGACCUAUAUGAUAUCUCCUCCGCGGUUUCCCUCGUGCAAGCUCUCGAGUACACCAAUGAACCAGAGCUGCAGUCUGCUCUAGACCGUUUAUUAGCUUUAGCGGAAUUUGAAGCAGGGGUCGCUGCUAUCAUCUGGGCCGACAGAGGACACAGAACACUCAAAAGCCUCAUCAAACGAGAACUGACGGACGAAGUCAAAGCAAAGGCCGUAGAGUUGGUUUUCAGGAUAGGCAUUCAACGCUCAAAUGACCCUCAGUCCCAGCAAUACCGUCCUCAGCUUAAUUUACUGUUAUUGUGGCGUGCAGGCUUCAAGGACGUACUCAUGCCGCUAGCAUUGGCAGAAAGUGACAAGUUAUCACAAGUCAAACGAACGAUACUGCUCCUGUAUCUUCCAGACCCCCUUUGGGUAGAUCACCCGUACGAUUCGUCGAUCUUAAAGUUUGCGAUAGAUUGCUUGUCCACAGAUGCUGCUGAUAUUGCCAUUGCUACACUUCUCACUCUUCAUAAAGUGAAUCCUCAUCUAGUUGAACAAGAAGUUUGGAAAUUUGUGGGAGAUACACCCGCCGAAUCUACUGUCAACUCCUUUAAUUCAGGAAUUGUCUCAAUAUUAGAAAAGCUACCUGCCUAUAUGCGGGUCUCGGCACUUCAGCUGAUGGAGCACGCCCGGGGGUCAUCCCUUUAUGGGCAUGUCAACAUCCUCAACAGCACAGAAAUUGCAAAUGCCUUGAUUAACUUGAUAAAUCUCUCUCAAAAAGAUAUUUUGUACUCUGCUGCACGCUUGUUCCCGCAAUUUGUUGCCCUAUGCAAGAAUCCAGGGGUGAAACCUGGGGGAAAGGGCUACCAUUGGUGGUGCACGUUAAGCAGGUGGCAGCUUGGAGGAGGUCAUAACAGGACAGUAUUUUCCAAUGGGGUGCAGUUUCUUAAGGGCCUUGCAAAGCAUAGUGGGCAAGAUACAGUCACUGAUUUCACAAAUUUUGUGUUAUCCCCAGAUGCUGUGCUCAGUCGACAGAGUAUUGACUCAUUCAAACAGACAGCUGGAAUACAAGGCUUGAGGGAGUUGAUUUGUUGGGUGAAACAAUAUGGAACUGCUGAGAGCUUCACACCUCAUUAUCUUACUUGGCUGCAAAAAGCAUUCCAGGGUGAAGCAGAUCUCUUACAUAGGUCAACUUUACAUGCCAUUUCGCAAACUGCAAUGAGUAAAUCACCUGGCUGCAAAAUUGUCACUGAUAAUGCCUCUGUGGCUGGUGCUUUUGCUGAGUAUCUAAACAGCAAUGACCAACAAACAAAGACUUGGGCAAUAAAAGAGUUGAGAAAUUUUGAGGCUCCAUUGGUGAAGAACUACCAUCAUAAUGUACAGUCUCUUGCUCAUAGAAAGGCAGGUGGUUCUUUCGAGAAAGAGGUCCUCGAUUGCGGGAUCAUCAAUUUAUUACUGAAGCUCAUCCGAAAUGGUGAACAACUUGUCAUCCAUUUGCCAGUGCUCUCCUUAAUGAUAAGCAAUGCCAAGUUGCGCCACAGGAUGGUUGAACAUAAGAUUAUUGAAGAAGUAGCUCAGCACGUCAGGCAUGGUGGUGGGAUCAAGAUUAUUGCCCUGGAGUUCUUAGCUGAUCUUGCACAAUAUGGUUUGUAA